Molecule: messenger RNA, 1761 nt
Organism: Suillus subalutaceus
Lineage: Eukaryota; Fungi; Basidiomycota; Agaricomycetes; Boletales; Suillaceae
Product: WD40-repeat-containing domain protein
Exons: 6
Coding region: 93-1283 (396 amino acids)
Cellular component (GO): nucleus
Molecular function (GO): protein binding
Source: RefSeq, a predicted model, not a curated record
UUUCAUUUGCUAAGUAUAUCGAAAGUUUGAUCGAAAUUAUACAAUUACGUCUACGCCACAUCGAACAAGUACUGCUACGGUCAGCACACGCCAUGACCCAAACAACUUUGCUUCAAUAUGAAGCACCCUGGCCUGUACACGCGCUCGAUUGGUGCAAGUCAACUGCACCUGGACAUCAAUCUCGUCCACGAUCGGCUUUCCGUCUCGGAAUUGCAUCCUUCUCUGAAGACUAUCGGAAUCGGAUUGCUAUCGUAGGACUUCAAGAUGAGCGGGUCCUUGUUGAAGAUGAUUAUACCGAUUACCCCGACUUUGUAACAUUGGUAGAGGCGAACCACGGAUACCCAGCCACCAAUCUCCAAUGGCAACCUGCGAGUGCAAGCGGCUUCUCGUGGACUGGUAAAGCGCCAGCUGCAGAGCUGCUUGCCACAACUGGAGAUGCGUUGAGGGUAUGGGAGUAUUUUGGAGAUGCACCAGCAGCGUCGUCGGCUUAUGUUGGGAGACAGCCCACGGGCGCAGGGCAUCGGUUGACACUUAAGACGGCACUACAAUCCAAAGUGCAAAGCCAAUCCACCGGACCACCAUUAACCAGCUUCUCCUGGAACGAGAAAGCCCCCAGCUUAGUUGUCACGUCAUCAAUAGACACGACGUGUACCGUCUGGAACAUCGAUACGUCCACUGCCAUAACACAACUCAUUGCUCACGAUCGAGAAGUUUACGACGUUGCGUGGCUUCCGGGAUCUACAGAUAUAUUCGUAUCGGUCGGAGCAGAUGGUAGUCUUCGUGCGUUUGACCUACGGACGGUCCGCCCGCAGCCUCAGCAUCAUCGCGUCUACCUACAUCACCGCUUACUACGCAUUGCAUUCAAUCCCGCUGACUCAAAUUACAUGUCCACGUUUCAUAUGGAUGGACAGGAUGUGCAGAUUUUGGAUAUGCGGAGUCCUGGUCAGCCGGUGAUAGAACUGAGAGGGCAUCGCGCGCAGGAUAGACCAACACUGGCUACCGCAGGGGAUGAUUGCCAAGUUCUACUUUGGGACCUUGCUACCUACACACAAACGGCAACCUCUCCUCGCACUGCAAAUUCUCGCUUAAAUUCACCGCGUCCAGACGUGAAGAAGCGUGUGGUUACCGAUCCGAUUAUGGCGUAUUCUGCGAGCAGCGAAGUGACCAACCUCGCAUGGUCUCCGCAGAUACCAGGGAUGACGAUGAAUACGGGACAUUCGACAGCGCCUGGAGAGUGGCUAGCGAUUGCGAGCGGGAAGUCUAUCAAGGCGCUGAAGGUGUGAAUUUAAUUCACUGGAGGAUGGAUACUGUAAUUGUACUUCACAUGGGAGUGCGCUUGGGCUUUUGAACUGUCCACUCUAUGGCCAUGACAGAUGAUGCAUAUGAUCUGGCUCUUCUUUUUUUCGCGCUAUCUUCGCUAUCUCACAAAGGCGCACCCACAGCUUGUUCUUAUAUACCUCAUGUCUCGUGAAUUAUGUCGAUUGAGGUGUAAAAAUAGGUGAUGUUGUCACGGUAUCUGUGCUCAUAGGAUGAGGCUACUCGAACAGCCGUUACAAUAUUUCACAGGUUCUCCGUCUUGAACGUCCUGAAACCGCGGGAAUACCCCUGAACAGGAAUAUAAAUAGAAUGCCAUGAUCCACCUCUUUCAUUUCUGGAAAUCGAGCAGAUAAGAACUUAUCAUUGACUCGGAUAUGGCAAUUGCCCGACUACCGUAGGCUAGAUCUCACAUGUCGCAGGUACUUUUGCCUGGCCUCGAUUGCU